Molecule: messenger RNA, 1404 nt
Organism: Rattus rattus (black rat)
Lineage: Eukaryota; Metazoa; Chordata; Mammalia; Rodentia; Muridae
Gene: Degs1
Product: delta 4-desaturase, sphingolipid 1
Exons: 3
Coding region: 95-1066 (323 amino acids)
Biological process (GO): ceramide biosynthetic process
Cellular component (GO): membrane
Molecular function (GO): sphingolipid delta-4 desaturase activity
Source: RefSeq, a predicted model, not a curated record
CCCGCGUCCCCACGGCUGACCGACACGAGCCGGGUAACUAGCUGCCGCCGCCCGGACGCGAGCCAGAGGCAGAGCUGGUCCGCACGCCGCAGCCAUGGGGAACCGCGUGUCCCGAGAGGAGUUCGAAUGGGUCUACACGGACCAGCCCCACGCCGCCCGGCGCCAGGAGAUCUUAGCGAAGUAUCCAGAGAUAAAAUCCUUGAUGAAGCCCGACCCUAACCUGAUCUGGAUCGUAACCGCAAUGCUUCUCGUCCAGUUGGCUUCGUUUUACUUGGUCAAAGACUUGGACUGGAAGUGGCUCAUGUUUUGGUCCUAUGCCUUUGGCAGCUGCCUAAACCAUUCCAUGACUCUGGCUAUCCAUGAGAUUUCCCAUAACUUCCCCUUCGGCCACCACAAGGCCAUGUGGAACCGCUGGUUUGGAAUGUUCGCGAACCUCUCUCUCGGGGUUCCAUAUUCGAUUUCCUUUAAGAGGUACCACAUGGAUCAUCACCGGUACCUCGGGGCGGAUGGCAUCGAUGUGGAUAUCCCUACCGAUUUUGAGGGCUGGUUCUUCUGCACCACUCUCAGGAAGCUUGUCUGGGUUAUCCUUCAGCCUCUCUUCUAUGCGUUUAGACCCCUGUUCAUCAACCCCAAGCCAAUUACCCAUCUGGAAAUCAUCAAUACUGUGAUCCAGAUCACUUUUGACAUCCUCGUCUACUAUGUUUUUGGAGUGAAGUCUCUAGUCUACAUGUUAGCAGCCUCCCUGCUCGGCCUGGGCUUGCACCCAAUUUCGGGGCAUUUCAUAGCCGAACAUUACAUGUUCCUAAAGGGACACGAAACAUACUCCUACUAUGGGCCUCUGAACUUACUCACCUUCAAUGUGGGCUAUCACAACGAACACCACGACUUCCCCAACGUUCCUGGGAAAAACCUGCCCCUGGUGAGAAAAAUCGCAAGUGAGUACUAUGAUAACCUCCCGCACUACAACUCCUGGAUCCGAGUGCUGUAUGACUUUGUGAUGGACGACACAAUAAGUCCCUACUCACGGAUAAAGAGGCCCCCGAAAGGGAAUGAGAUUCAGGAGUAAAUGCCAUCACAGCCAAAGGAAUUCCUGUCCACAGCUUCAGAAAGGAGAUAAAGUGGAGCUUUCCUCUCGUUAAGGUCAGUGAUGCUCAGAAGCCGCGCUGACAUAAUUUCCGACUAGGAUCUCGGUGUCAUCAGAGGCUCCUCGGCCUUCAGACAGCCAGAACUCACGCUCGCUCGCAGCCGCACGCCUGCUCACCGUACUCACGCAACGUAUGACUGUUACUGAGGCGUCCUCACUCAUGUCUGUCCUGCUGCAAGCAAAUCAUAAAAGCUUAUGUUACUUUUCACUGUAAGGUUUUACUUUAUUAAAGCCCCUAAUAAACUGAACUGUUAAUCAUA